GGUAAACUAAUUUGAGGCUUGCUCAAACCUACCACGGCAUUAUUUACACAAAUAAGCCCGUUUUGGCAAUAAACUGGGGUCUUUGGUCGUAUUGUUGGCAACAAGUGUCAUCCUCAUCCAAGUGUCAUUUUUCCACGUGUGUCAACAAAAUGGGGGCCGGAGACAAGAAAAUUGAGUGUUUGGUUGUCGAUACGACUGCUUUUAUCCAAAACGCCCCAUUACAAGACGUUGCGGAGAAAAUGGUCACAUGUCAAAGUGUCGUUGACGAAAUUUUGAACAAAAGACAGCUCAAACGUUUGGUGGUUUUGCCUUAUGACCUUCAGGUCAAGGAGGUUUUUCCGGAAAAUAUCAAAAUUGUGACAGAAUUUGCAAAGAAAACCGGGGAUUACCCAAGUCUGUCUGCCACCGAUAUCCAAGUUAUGGCUCUUACGUAUCAGUUGGAGAAGGAAGCGGUUGGGGUGGAGCACCUGCGUACUGAACCCGUCUUCCAGAGGACUGUGACCACCACAGGGCCAACUGUCGAUUUACAUCCUGACGUAACAGGGUUUUUCCUGCCAGGACACACAAAAAUAAAAGAUAGACCAGGAGAAACAAAUGAAGAAACAGAUGAAAUUGAGAAAUUGCAACAAAAAUUCGAAACAAUUGAAUGCGCUGACGAGGAAACAAGCGAGGAUCAUGACGUUCUGGUGCCAGUUGACGACGCUAGCGACAUCUCUGGAUCAAAUUCCGACGAAGAUGACGAUGACGACAGUGGCUGGAUCACCCCUUCCAACGUCUCCCAGGCCAAAAAACAAGUCAACUCCCAGCUCAUUGAGGAAAAACACGUGAAGAUCGCCUGCAUGACCACCGACUUCGCGAUGCAAAACGUCCUCAAACAGAUGAACCUCAAUGUGGCCGCCCUUGACGGCCGCAUGAUCAAACAACUCCGGACCUACAUCCUGCGUUGUUACGCCUGCUUCAAGACUACGAGCAUCAUGACGAAGAAAUUUUGCCCCAAAUGUGGCCUCAACACGCUCAAAAAAGUGGCGGUCUCACUUAACGAAGACGGCAAACUCCAAAUACACAUCAACGCAAAGCGCCCUCUAACGGCGCGCGGCAAGAAGUUCAGUUUGCCGCGAAUGAAAGGGGGGAAGCACCCGAAUAACCCGAUCCUGGCCGAGGACCACCCCAUGCCCCAAAACAGGGCGAGCAAAUUGGCCAGAACCAAGAUAAACCCUUUGGACGAUGACUACAUCGCGGGCUUCUCGCCUUUUGCGGUCAGGGACGUGACCUCAAGGUCGGCCCAACUGGGCAUAAGGCCGGGACAGGAAAUGAAAUACUGGAUGCGGAAAAAUCCGAACGAGGCACGAAGGCGACGCAAAUAAAUUUAUUACUAUCGUUAAUGAAUGGUUAUAAAGGUU
Messenger RNA from Tribolium castaneum (red flour beetle), 1400 nucleotides. RefSeq lists its product as uncharacterized. Gene Ontology annotation, cellular component: preribosome, small subunit precursor. The coding region runs from base 150 to 1364 and encodes 404 amino acids. Gene Ontology annotation, molecular function: RNA endonuclease activity. The transcript is spliced from 2 exons. NCBI's taxonomy places the organism in Eukaryota, Metazoa, Arthropoda, Insecta, Coleoptera, Tenebrionidae. The record is from RefSeq and is a predicted model, not a curated record. Gene Ontology annotation, biological process: maturation of SSU-rRNA; ribosomal small subunit biogenesis.